Messenger RNA from Doryrhamphus excisus (bluestripe pipefish), 4998 nucleotides. NCBI's taxonomy places the organism in Eukaryota, Metazoa, Chordata, Actinopteri, Syngnathiformes, Syngnathidae. The record is from RefSeq and is a predicted model, not a curated record.
AUGAAAACCAGCAGUGAACCGCUAAUUGUUUUUCACGUCUUGUGGCGCCGAAGUAACGAAUAAAGUGGUGUUUUUUCGGCGAAAGACAUUAUAAGACAAAACAGCGUUUGGUGAAGGUGGGAGUUUAUUUAUAAAGUUCGUCUGAAUUUGCUAGCUGGAUACAGUACUGUAGUUUACUGGCUGAAGAAGAACAGACGGCUAUGGGAAGUUGACUGGCACCAUAUAUACUCUAGUUGUGUGGAGUGUGAACAUCCCUAAGGUGGCAGCCAUGCAGUCAGUGUUGAACUCUGAACUACACAAGUGUCAGGAUUCAAGUCAAUGUCGAGUAGAUCUUAAGUUGUCUCACUUGGACUGGAACCCUGAAGCGACCCUGAUCUACUUCCAAGGACAGUACCUGACCAUCUAUGAGCUUGACUAUCACAUCUUGCAGCAGGAGAUCGAGAACACACCAAAGAUCAAUGCUGAGGUGGACAUUGGAAAGUUUUGCCUGGUAGAAGACCCCAACACAGCCCGCUGGUACAGAGGAAGGGUUGAGGGCUGUAAAGAUGGCGUGUUUGACGUGUUCCUCAUAGAUCAAGGCAAUGUCAUGAGUGUGGACGCGGCUCACAUGUCCGCAUGCUCAGAUGAUUUCCUCACGUUGCCUCCGAAGAUAGUUUGUGGCUUUCUAGCAAACGUGUUGGCGCUCCACAGUUACUCUGACCGUGGCGUGGUGAAGUACCUCUCGAGCCUGAUUGGGAGAAACAUCACAGGUUACGUUCAAGCUCUUUUGCCUCACCAGGUCCUCCUGCUGGAAGUCCCGGAUGUCAACAACGAGCUUGUUAAGCACGGCUUUGGAAAGCACAUGGACAGAGACACCUUCCUUCUUUUGGUGGAGCUUCUCAUUGAGGCGCCACUGAAACAAAACAUUGACGAGUUUAGCAGACAGGAACUUUGCUACAAAUCAUCUGCACUGCAGGUCUAUGAGCAAAUGUUGUCCUUUUGUGGGCCCAGGAUGGCUUGUGGUAGUCGGGCUGAAGUUAGAGUAACGGCUGCUGUCAGCUCAGGACUUUUUUACUGCCAGGUUGCCUGCAUGGGAACUUAUCUUCGUGAUGUGUCAAAGAAGUUGGCCGCAGUGUGCGAGAAUGGAAACAAAGGAGACCGUCAGAAGAAUCAAGAAAACCUGGGUCUUCUGUGCUCAGUGAAGAGCAAAAAUGGAAAGUGGUACAGAGGCUUUGUGCAGUUACUGGCGGUCAGCUCACUAGCGCGAGUGUUCUUCAUUGACUAUGGAUUCUCUGAGAGUGUUCAACUUCACAAUGUCCAGAAGUUGCCGCCUGAUUUCUACUCCAUCCCGAUCAUGGCCUUCCCGUGCUCGCUUUCUGCUCUGGCGGCUAUGAAGGAGGAGGUCAAAGGUAAGCAGUUAGGAUUCCUCAAGGAAGGCCUGCUGGGGAAACUGUUAGAAGUGAAGAUUGACAGUUUUGACGAAGAGCACCAUCUCUACUUCAUCACAGUGGUUGCUUCUGCACAAAUUGUAACAAACGAUCCUGGCCAACGACUCCCCCCAAUAAAAGCUGAGUCAUGCUUAGCUGCAGAAAAGGUGGGCCCCCAGGCCUUCCCCUGUUUUUACAAGACUGUCAUAGGCCGUGAGCUUGUUAAAACUCUGAAAGAGGAGGAGUUGCAGCUGGAUUCUGCGUUUGAGGGCUACCUGGAGCUGGCGCUAAGUCCAAGUAACUUCUGGAUUCGAACACAGAAACGGAAUAAUGAGUUUCAGGAAAUGAUGAAGAAAAUAUUGGAACACUUCCGUCACGUGGCACUGGAUGAGGACAUUCUGUUGAACCCCGAACCAGGCACGCUGUGCUGUGCAUUGUAUGAAGCGGACAUGCAUUUCUACCGUGCCGUGGUCACUGACAGACUUCAACACGGAGCCCAAGUUCUCUUCAUCGACUUUGGCAACACGGAGAGAGUCCCUUACGGACUGAUCAAGAAGAUUCCACAGACAUUUGCCAGCAUAUCGGCAUUUGCCCUCUGUUGUACUCUUGUCAACGUUAUACCUUUGGAUGAUGUUUGGACCUGCUCCAACUCUGACUUCUUCAGAGAGGCCAUCUCCAACAAAGCCCUGCUCAUCCGCCUUGUCCACAUAACGCAACACAAAUGUGUGGUGGAGCUCCACGAGAUGGGAGGUGGAAACAGUCGGAGUAUUAGCGAGCUCCUCGUUUCUGCCAAACAAGCUGAAUACUGGAGAAACAUUCCCGUAGAACCUGUGGUGGAAAUCAACACCCGAGCUCAGCAGAACAUCUCCAAUGAGCCACCGGAGCAAAGUCUGGCGACAGAAGACAAUUUUCAAGAGUCCUUUAUCUACUCAUCGUUUGGUUUAACCUCCAACAGCGAGGUACAUGUCCACGUUACCCAUGUUAGCAGUAAGUGGGACAUCUACUGUCAGCUUGAACGCAACACGGAAGUCCUCAAUGACCUUGAGGUGAAGAUCUCAGAGGAACGCGAGAAAGUGAAGCAUGUCGGUAUGGAAGAUGUUGCAAAGAAAGUGUGCCUGGCCAAGUACUUGGAUGGAAAGUGGUACAGAGGUUUGGUCCACUCUUCUCUCUCUCCUCUGCAUUUCAGUGUCUUCUUUGUCGAUUAUGGAAACUCGUGUAUUUCUGAGAAAAGCCACGUGGUGUCCAUUCCCACAGACUGUGAGCAUUUGUUGUCCACCCCCGUUCAAGCUUUGAGGUUCAACCUUAUCGGCGUGUCCAGGAAGGUGUUCUUCAUGGAGGUGAAGAAAUGGCUGGAUGGGGCGGUCCUCAACAAGCAGCUGAGAGCCGUCAUAGUGAGGUCAUGUGAUGAUGCCUCAUUUGACGUGGAGCUCUUUGACGGAGAUCUAAACAUCAAUGGCAAAGUGACGGAGCUCAUUAACAGCCUUUCAUCCGACCCAAAGUCAGUCUUGACUUUCAGCCAAACUUACGCCAACAAAGACCACAAAGAAAGAGGAUCCACGUUGGUCAAGUGGAAGAACUUUCCCAAAAAGAAGGCUUACUCUUACUGGAUGUUUAACAAACAGCGAGGUUUUAAUGCCAAGAUGGCAUCCCAGCGAAGGAAGGACCACGUUGAUGUGAGCGCUAAGAAGCACAAGACAAAACAUCAAACUGCAAAGACAACCGCUACUAGAAGCACUUAUCUAGCAAAGCCUCAAAAAGACCCCGAAGCCCCUCAGGUACAAAACCAAACUCCAAGGUCGGAUGAUGAAACAGAAGCACUUCGAGCGAACGUACGCCCUCAACUGUCAUGUCUGCCAAAGAGAAAGGAGGUAGCAGGUUCCAGCAUGACAUGUUUCGCUACACACGUCAACUCGGUCAAGGACUUCUUCCUUCAGCUCUCAGACGAUGAAGCUGCCAUCUUGAAAUUGGUGGAAGAAAUGAACUCCAACCUUCUUUCCUUGAGGGCGGCACUUUCUGUGAGAAUCGCCGACCUCGUUCUGGCUCGGUAUGACGAGGACGGAUCCGUGUACCGCGCAGUGGUGACGGCUCGUGAGGGCAACUCCCGUUUCAAAGUGGACUUCCUGGACUAUGGGAACUCUGGAGUUGUUGAGAAGGAGAAGAUCUUCAGGUUUUCUCAGGAGUUUCUGUCUCAGCCGCCGUUCAGCAUUCGGUGUUCCCUGAGGGACUCCAGCCUUUACCACAGCGAUGCUUCUUUCACCGAUGCCAUUAUGGAGAUACCACUCAGGGUUCAUUUUGUCCAAAAACAUGAACGUCACUGGGAAGUGGACGUGGAGGUUCUCAACCAAGCAGAAUCCUGGAUGAAAGUGGAUGCUCAUACUGCACAUUCCUCUUACCAUGAAGCCAAAGUCAAGUGUGACAUCACAGAGACAAGUUCACCUCAGACUCUGGCCUUUGCUCCGGUCUCCCUGGACAAAGAAUACUCGGGCUUUGCCGCUGCAGUGACCACGCCCUCAGACUUUUGUGUUGUCCUCAAGGACUCUCUCCCGCUGAUGAACCAGGUGACCAUCAUGUUGGAGGAGCUCUCAGAGGAGCCGCCACUUCUUCCCAAACGUUCCCUCAUGCCUGGCAACAGCUGCUUGUUUCAGUUUGACCUCAACACCAAGUGGUGCCUCGCAGAAAUUGUCCAGGUGGACCCCUCUGUGGUCCUGAACCUAGUGGACUACGGCCUCCGUGUACAUGUACCCUAUGAAGACUGCAUCAGCUUGAGGAGCCUUCCAGAUGCUCUAAUGAACCUCCGAAAGAGGGUGUACCCCUGCUGCCUGCGGGGGGUGACACCGGCUGGAGGGGACUGCCAGUGGAGCCAGGAGGGAUCGGUCUACUUCCAGGAGUGUUUGGACCAGAACUUUUAUGUUGUCUUUCGAGAAGGACUGUCAAACUGGGUGGUGGAUAUUCUGGUAGAUGGCGUCCAUGUUGCCAAACGGCUGGUGGACGCCGGACUGGCCAAGUACACGGAUGCCGGACUGGCCAAGUACACGGAUGCCGGACUGGCCAAGGACAGGGACGCCGGACUGGCCAAGGGCACGGACGCCGGACUGGCCAAGGGCACGGACGCCGGACUGGCCAAGGGCACGGACGCCGGCUACAGGUUCCCUGGGCCAAUUUCCAGUUCACCCCAGAGCCCCAGCAUGCAGGAAGAAGACAGCCUAGAGGUUUCUGAGCAGGACUCUGCAGGAGGUUCUGAUGGGGCCAAGACGCCACCGAGUGAGGAGGUGUCCAGCAGCCAAUGUGUUCUCAUGUGACAGCGGCGGCGAGGGUCACCAGGGUCGCGGGUAUGCCGGAGCCUAUCCCAGUUGACUUGGGCCGAGAGGUGGGGUCCACCCUGGACUGGUCACCAGCCAAUCACCGGGCACGUAUGUGUACUGGGUCUCAUACCAGCAUAAUGAAAAAUGACAUUUGGCUUUUAGAGCCACGUUUUAGCGAUGGACAUUCAGUACUUUCACUCGUUUUUCCAAGAUGUUAUGGAAUAUGUAAAUCAUAUUUAAAUCAGGAAACAGAAAAAAACAAAACAAAGAUGAAGGUUGUGAAUGUUUUU